AUUCGUCCUGAAGCCCAGCCCCCGGGCGCUCGCGGAGCCCGCGGACCUGCUUUCUCCUCUUUCGGAAUGAGGCGCUUCUUCCCUUCCUGGGCAGCGGCCGCCCUGCUGCUGCUGGGCGACCUGGUGGCUCUGGAGGAAUCGGAACCCGACCCAGAAGAAGCCGUGCAGCUUCAGUUCAUCAACUUUAAUUUUGAUACCGUGUGGGUUACAUGGAACGCAAGCCAAUACCCUGGGACUAAUUUGACUUUCUCCUAUAAAUUCAGAGGUGGUGCUGCACGGAGCAAAUGUCAAAACUAUACCCUUGACCAAGGCUAUGCCUCAGGCUGCGUCUUGGAGGUGGAGCCGGACGAGGAUGGGGCCAGAGACGUUAUACUCGAGCUCUCUUUGUGCAACAAAACCAGUGCUCUUCUCAAACGUAGUGUGUGGAUCAGUGACUACUUGAAACCAAAGUCUCCAGAAGACUUGAACUUCCUGUGGCAACAGGAGGCCGUCACCGUUACGUGUUCCAACCUUUCCUACAAGGGGCUUCUAUAUGAAGUCCAGUACAGGAGUGACUUUGACUUCAAGUGGGAGUCUACAGAGCAGAAAACCUGCAGCAUUACCGUAGAAAACUUAGAUGCUGAUAAAUGCUACUAUUUCCGCGCCAGAGUGAAAACCAUGGAGUCCAGAUACGGCUCAGAGACGUACCCCAGUGACUGGUCGGAAGUGACCCACUGGCAGGGGGGAGAGCGGAAAGAUGCGUGCCAGCAGGAGGAAACGCACUUCCCACAGUUUGUCUUAAUCUCUAGCCUGGUGGCGCUCCUCACGGUGUGUGUUCUUCUUCUGCUGCUGUGGGAACGACAUAGAGUGAAGAACUUCCUCAUACCCAGCGUGCCAGACCCAAAAUUCACCUUUCCCGGGCUCUUUGAGGACCACAGAGGGAACUUCCAGGAGUGGAUCAAGUUCACUGAGAACAUGGCCUAUGUGAAUAAGGUGGAGAAUGAAGAGGAAGAGUGUGCCCUGGAGGAGAUGCUGGUGGCCCAGCUGGUCAAGGCCGAGGUGGAGGCACCCACCACAGGCCUGUUGUGCCCACAGACAGAGGUGGAAGAGGCUCUGGGUCCCGGCCAACAUCCUCACCAGCCCCCUCAACACAGUGAGGUGGUCACCCUGGGUGGAUUUUCGUUUGUGAUGAGUGACAACUCUUAUGUGAUGCUCUGAGACGGUUCCACCCCCAAAGCCAACAGCAAGGUCAACAUUGGCAUUAAAGGACCAAGGGACAUGUCCCAGGGGUCAGCACCAUCCAGGACCAAUGACGCUGGUGUCUGGGAGCACUGAAGACCUCCACCUCCAGACCAAGGGGCUCCCUGGGUCCAGUUUUACUCCCAGGACAUCUCCAUUCCAGGGCUUGAUGGUGGGGCCAUUGUAGGUGGAAGACUUGAUUGGUUUGAGGGUUCCUUGCUUUCGGUUUGCAUCUCCUCCUGUCGGGGGCUGGCCACAAAAAUCUUGAAGAAGGAAGGCCAGGGUGCACGGAAACCACCUUCUUGUGUGCACACAGACCCAUCAUCUCUUUCACCAAGUCCAUCCAUGGGCUGUUUUUUGGGCCCUUUCUUCCAUGGGACAAAUAGAUGAUAGAUGGAUGGAUGGAUGAGUAGAUA
Trichechus manatus latirostris (Florida manatee) is the source of this 1634-nucleotide messenger RNA. It is a transcript of the gene CRLF2, whose product is annotated as cytokine receptor like factor 2. Gene Ontology annotation, biological process: cytokine-mediated signaling pathway. Gene Ontology annotation, molecular function: protein binding; cytokine receptor activity. The record is from RefSeq and is a predicted model, not a curated record. NCBI's taxonomy places the organism in Eukaryota, Metazoa, Chordata, Mammalia, Sirenia, Trichechidae. Gene Ontology annotation, cellular component: external side of plasma membrane. The transcript has 8 exons. Bases 67 to 1197 code for a protein of 376 amino acids.